Adineta ricciae is the source of this 2553-nucleotide messenger RNA. The record is from the annotation of a GenBank genome assembly. NCBI's taxonomy places the organism in Eukaryota, Metazoa, Rotifera, Eurotatoria, Adinetida, Adinetidae.
AUGAUGUUUCCGUCCUACGUGAAUCUCCUUGUCUUCUCAUGCCUCUUGACAUUAAUUGCUGGUGGAAAUAUCGAACAAACCGUCUUACGCGGCGUUCAGACUUCAUUACUUUCAAUGUACGUUCCAUCCAAACCGUUCACAUGUCUCGACGGAUCCAUGACCAUUCCGUAUGAAUUCGUCAACGACGAUUACUGUGAUUGCCGAGAUGGCAGUGAUGAACCCGGUACAUCUGCUUGUCCAAAUGGGCGAUUCUUUUGUGAAAAUAAAGGCUAUGUCGGAACAUUGAUUCCAUCUCAUUUUGUUGGUGAUGGCAUCUGCGAUUGUUGUGACGGCUCCGAUGAAUAUGAAACGAAUGUCGUUUGCAAUAACACAUGCUUUGAAUUGGCACAGAGAAAUCAAGCUGAACGGGAAGCAAAACGCGCAUUACAUGAAGCGGGUGUCGCCAAAAAGAAAGAGAUCAUCGCGCACUCCAUUGCGAUUAAAUCUGAACGACAAAAACGUUUGAAAGAAUUAGAAAACGAAGUACAAGUCGCUGAAAGUGAAUUGAAAGAGAAAGAAGAAUUGAAACAUCAAGCAGAAGCACCGGAAAAGGAAGCGAAGGAUAAAUAUCAGAAACUAUGGGAAGAACAACGUGCGAAACACGAAGCCAUCGUUCGUAACCGUGAAAUACGUGAAAUGUUUGCUGAUUUAGAUACGAAUGGAGAUUCACUAGUAUCGAUUGAUGAAUUACAAAAACAUACAGAACUUGACCUCGAUACAGAAAAUGAAUUUACCGCCGAAGAAGUUCGAACAAUUCUUGGUGCAGAUUCGGUGAAUUUGAAUGACUUCAAUACAACAGUAUUUGAUCAGAUAUCAAAUUCGUAUAAAAAGUUGCCCGAGCCACCGCGAUCAACACCAGAACCUACACCACUUCCUGAACCAUCUCAAGAUUCUUUUGCAACUCCAUCGCCGCCAUUAGAAACUUCUCACGACGAACAGAACACACCGCCACCACCGCCACCUCAUCAUCACGAAAAUUCUGAACAUCCGUCAUCAAUACCGACUUCGCUUGAACAUGAAAAACACAUUCACGAUGAUACACCGCCUGAAUACGAUGAUGAAACAAAACGAUUAAUACAAAUAGCAGAUCAUGCCCGGAACGAAUUCAAUGCAAUCGAAGGAAAAAUUCUGAAUAUCAAACAACAAAUUGAAGAUUUAAAAAAACAAUCCGGUGUCGAUACAGGACCGCAAGGAGAGUAUUCUGCAUUUAUCGAUCAAUGCUAUGAUUACGAAGAACGCGAAUACACCUAUCGAGUAUGCAUGUUCAAAGAUGCGAGACAAAUUCCAAAAGGUGGUGGCAGUGAAGUAACCAUCGGCUAUUGGGAUUCGUGGUCUGGUCCAGCAGAAAACAAAUAUCUACGAAUGAAAUAUGCCAACGGCGCGACAUGCUGGAAUGGUCCACCCCGUUCAUUAACAGUCACAUUUCGAUGCGGAAUUGAACAUAAACCGGUCGAUGUUCGAGAACCGAGUCGUUGUGAAUAUGCAAUGAUAUUCGAAACUCCAUCAGCAUGUGAUGAAACAGUAGCUGCAACAACUUCGCACUCUACUCAUUCUUUUCUGAUUGGUGCGCCGCUCAUUUUAAUUUUGAUAAUAAACGCUGAAGGAGUUAUCGCUGCAAUGUCGUGCGGAUCUACUACUGAACAAUCACGAACUCGUGCAGAACGCCGAUGGAAAUCUACUCGGGACUCUCAAUUAUACUGCCGACGUGGUUCGGUUCAGUUAUGGCAAUUCUUAUUAGCUUUGCUCGAAGAUGGUCUGAACGGGACGAUUAUUAUCUGGACAGGAAAAGGUUUGGAAUUCAAAUUAGUCGAACCUGAAGAAGUUGCACGUCUGUGGGGUGUACAGAAAAAUCGUCCGUCGAUGAAUUAUGACAAAUUGUCCCGAUCGCUUCGUUAUUAUUACGAAAAAGGUAUUAUGCAAAAAGUCGCUGGCGAACGUUAUGUUUACCGUUUUGUAUGUGAUCCUCAAACACUUUAUCCAUUCAUAUCGCGCAAUGGACAAAUGACUAAAGGUUCAACGUUGAUUUCUCCGAAGAUAUCUGCAAUCCCAUCAGCCAACAAAUCCUCUUCGUCAUCAUCGUCAACGAACUCCGCAUUUUACUCUUCAUCAUCAGCUAGCAAAAUCAAACAACAUAUCAGAUCGGAUGAAAACUAUGUUCCUUUUUAUCCAUCAACAUUCUACCCGAACACAUUUCAAAGUUCAUUUUCAUCAUAUCCAACACCCUCAUCAUCAACCAAUGUUUAUUCAACAAACGAAUCGAAGUUGAAUUCUAAUAAUCCCUAUUGGGCAAGACAUUCAUUUUAUAAUACAUCAAAUCAUUACACAUUUCCUUCGUUUGAUACCAAUGGGAUCAUUUCGUCGACACCACCACAAACUGUUCCACACGAAACAUUAAACAAUCAGUCAAGCAUUGAUAAUUUAUCGUCCUAUUUUACAUACAAUCCCACCAAUGGAAUUAAUAAAUUAUCAACUAUUCAUAAUGAUUGUUCAACAAAUUAUGACUUUUAUUCAUAA